Symbiodinium pilosum is the source of this 1638-nucleotide messenger RNA. Lineage: Eukaryota; Dinophyceae; Suessiales; Symbiodiniaceae. The record is from the annotation of a GenBank genome assembly.
AUGCAGCAUGCGCAUCAAAGGCCAGUUUUCAUACAAGAGAUUGGCCCUGUCCUCGUUACAUUGUCUUCAAGGCUUCAACAUCCGUUGCCCCUAAUCGCUGUGGCUACAGGGCUGGUUGUCAUUCUGGUGUCGCUUUGCGGGCUGCGCAGAUGUUUGAAGGAAAACUUUGCUCACCAACCCAAGCGAGAUGUUGACGGUGUGCGGCUUGGCGUGUAUGGAAUCUUGCUCACGCAGACCUUGAACGCAUUGGCAACAAUGGUGGUUUUGCCAACUCUACCGUUCUUUGCGAUGAAGUUGGGUGCAACAGCCCUGGAGGUUUCACUGAUGAAUUCUGCAUAUAAUCUUGCCCAGAUGUUCUGUUCGCCGCUCUUAGGGGCCCUGUCUGACCGCUAUGGGCGGAAGAGCGUCAUGCUGGCCGGAAUCUGCGUUCAGAUGCUGUGCAAUGCUUUCAUGGCGCAAUCCAGCUCCUUGACGCAACUGCUGCUCGCUCGCAUGGCGGUUGGCAUGGCGCUGAGCACCGGACCAGUGGAGAUGGCCUACAUCAUGGACUUCCUGCAUUCGGAGGAGGAGCUCAGCAGAGUCCUGUCUCUUCAGCGUGUCAUGGCCAGUGCAGGGGCAUUGGCGGGACCGCUGGUGGCUCGCACCUUUGACAAGCUGCAUUUCAAGACUCUUUGCCUUGGAGUGGUUGCGGUCAAUGUGGUGAACUUUUUCAUAGGCUCAAUGCUCUGGGAGGAGGUGAAACCUGAAGUGAAGGACAGGAAAGCCAUCCAAGUGGAGCAAGAUGCAGACAGUUCAGAGGGUGCAGACAAAACCAUCAGCGAGCAGGUAUCUACCAUGUUCGCUAACCGUGCUGCUUGUGGCUUGCUCUUGGUGUCCUUCAUUUAUGCGCUCGGAUUUGCAAUUGGGGAUGGUCCGGAGAUGGUCUUCUUCAAGGACCGCUUUGGCUUCACAAAGGAGAAGGCUUGCAUGUUCUACUUGUUGACCAAUGUGUCAACACUGGUUUGCUCUGCCUGGGUGCCGGCCCUACUGACGAACUUCGGCGCCCUUCCACUUUGCAUCGCUGGGACCUUGGGUGGCUCGCUCUGCUCCCUGCUGCUGGUCUUCGGACCCAAUGCUGCAUGGGUGCCUUAUGCUUUUGGCAUCUCCAUGGUAGGCCUCUUUGGAACUAUGAUUGGUAUGGGCUUUAUGCAUCUUGUCAGGGAGUAUUGUCCAGAAGAUCUCAUGGGGACCAUGUUUGGAAUACAGAGCUCCCUAAACGGUGCUGCGGGAGCUUUGGCGCCGCCAUUCGGCGGCUGGCUCUACCGCCUGAAUAUGCUCCUACCAUUCCUUUGCACUUCAGCAUCGUGUGCUCUGACUGGCUUACUGUAUGAGACUGCACUUCCAAAAGCAGUCAAGGAGACCAAAGCUGAGAUACAGGAGGCGGUGGUACACCGGAAGAAGCCAAAGUUGCCACGGUAUUCCACAUUCGGCAGGCCCAUCUAUCACGACAAAAGCUUCAUCAUUCAGGUUUGUACCAAUGAGCUCAGCAUCGGCUUGAAUCCUGAGAGCAUGUACUUCUACCAGCGCAUGCGCGAGCGUCUCCGCGAAGAAAAUGUUCGUGGGGGCAUGAAACCAAUCGCCACUGUUGCUGGGGCACUU